AUGCUCUGCGCAGCAUUUAUCCGCAGCACGAAUGCCCUCAGCACUAGUGCCAAAUGCCACGCGCGGCGCGGCCUCGCAGCGCGCCCGCGGCGGCGCGCGAUCGUCGUCCAGGGCCAUCCGCGCAACGCCUUCGCCGGCUCCUACGACUUCGACGCCCUGGUCGCCAGCAAUCCGCGGCUCUCCGCGCACGUCAUCGCGGCGGCGGACGCCAUCGGCCGGCGCGACACGGUCGACUGGGGCGACCCGCGCGCCGUCCUCGAGCUCAACCGCGCGCUCCUCGCGAGCGACUACGGCGUCGGGGACUGGUCGCUGCCGCCGCGGUCGCUCUGCCCGCCCGUGCCGUCGCGCGCGGACUACGUGCACCACGUCGCCGACGUGCUCGCGACGAGCGGCGGCCUCGCGGCGCCGCCGGCGGACGUCGUGGGCCUCGACGUCGGGACGGGCGCGUCGCUGAUCUACCCGCUGCUCGGCCACGGCGCCUACGGCUGGCGGUUCGUCGCGAGCGACGUCGACGCGGCGUCCUGCGCGCACGCGAAAAACCUCGCGGAGCGCAACGGCCUGGCGGACCGCGUCCGCGUCCGCCGCCAGCCCAAUCCAGCCGCGUGCUUCGAGCGCGUGCUCGACGGCCCGGUCGACUUCACGAUGUGCAACCCGCCGUUUUACGAGAGUCGCGACGCCUUCGAGGCGGAGAACGCGCGCAAGCGGCGCCAGCUCGCCAAGGCCUCGAAGAAGCGGAACCCGACCUACGUCGCGUCCGCCGGCAACGAAGAGGGCUCGGACAACUUCGGCGGCGGCGACUCGGAGCUCUGGACGCCCGGCGGCGAGCGCCGCUUCGUCUCGGACAUGAUCGCGGAGAGCGCGCGCUUCCGGGAUUCCUGCCUCUGGUUCUCGUCGCUCGUCUCGCGGCAGAAGCUGCUCCCCGUCCUCGAGGGGGCGCUCAAGCGGCUCCGCGUCAAGGACACGACCGUCGUCGCGACGGGCCGCGGCCAAAAGACGGCGACGCUCCUCUUCUGGAGCUUCAAGACGCGCGCCGAGCAGCGCGCCUGGGCGCGCGACCGGGGCUGGGGUACAUAG
Messenger RNA from Aureococcus anophagefferens, 1074 nucleotides. RefSeq lists its product as hypothetical. Lineage: Eukaryota; Pelagophyceae; Pelagomonadales; Pelagomonadaceae. Gene Ontology annotation, biological process: rRNA base methylation. The transcript has a single exon. The record is from RefSeq and is a predicted model, not a curated record. The coding region runs from base 1 to 1074 and encodes 357 amino acids. Gene Ontology annotation, cellular component: cytoplasm. Gene Ontology annotation, molecular function: 23S rRNA (adenine(1618)-N(6))-methyltransferase activity.